AUGACUUCGAUUGGUACCGGUUACGAUUUAUCAAACAGUAUUUUCUCCCCAGAUGGUAGAAAUUUUCAAGUGGAAUAUGCCGCCAAAGCGGUAGAAAAUGCCGGGACCUCAAUAGGGAUCAAGUGUGAAGAUGGGAUUGUAUUUGCUACAGAAAAGCUCGUGAGCUCGAAGCUCUUAGUAUCUGGUGCCAAUAAGAGAAUCCAGACCAUUGAUAGACACAUUGGGGUUGUGAGUUCUGGGUUGGUUCCAGACGGUAGACACAUUGUCAAUAGAGGUAGACAGGAAAGCAAAAGUUACAAAGGUAUUUUCAAACAGCCUAUUUCCAUUCCACAAAUCGCCAGCAGAUUGGGUAAUUAUGUGCAAGUUUACACUACCGCCAACUCUGUCAGACCAUUUGGGAUCUCCACAAUAGUUGGGGGCCAUGAUUCACAAGGGUACCAUUUGUAUAUGAUCGAACCUUCAGGAGUGUAUUGGGGUUACCAGGGGAUUGCCGUUGGUAAAGGAAGACAAUCAGCCAAAUCAGAAUUGGAAAAAUUGAAGUUACCUGGUAUCAAGGUAAAGGAUGCCAUUAAAGAAGCCGCCAAGAUAAUUUAUACUGCCCAUGAGGACUUCAAGGACAAAGAUUUUGAAUUGGAAAUGAGUUGGAUCAGUGAAGAAUUCACCAAUGGAAGACAUGAAUUUGUUCCUGAGGAUUUGUUGGCAGAAGCUAAGAAGUAUGCUGAAGAAGAUGAAGACGAAGACGACGAAGACGAUGAAGACGAUGAAGAUGAAGAAAUGGCUGAGUGA
This is a messenger RNA of Saccharomycopsis crataegensis, 786 nucleotides long. It is a transcript of the gene PRE10, whose product is annotated as proteasome core particle subunit alpha 7. Gene Ontology annotation, cellular component: proteasome core complex, alpha-subunit complex; nucleus; proteasome core complex. Lineage: Eukaryota; Fungi; Ascomycota; Saccharomycetes; Ascoideales; Saccharomycopsidaceae. Bases 1 to 786 code for a protein of 261 amino acids. The transcript has 2 exons. The record is from RefSeq and is a predicted model, not a curated record. Gene Ontology annotation, biological process: proteasomal protein catabolic process; ubiquitin-dependent protein catabolic process.